AUGACCUCUCACGAAAUCGUCGAAAUUAUAGAAUCUCCAAAUUCGAACCACGGCUUUUCCUUUUGGAAAAACCCUUUACUCUAUAUUCGCUCAUCCGUCAAAGAGAGGACAUUACAUAUAAAAAAGAAUGCUUCUCUAUCGGAAUUAAGUGGUAGUCUUGGAGAUUUAGGCACUUUACUUCCAAUCUUAUUAGCUCUUUCAAUCACCGGACAGAUUUCUUUGACUUCCUCGCUUAUAUUCGGAGGACUAUGGAAUAUCUUUAGCGGUUUGAUGUUUCGAAUCCCCAUGUGUGUUCAACCUAUGAAAGCUAUUGCGGCGGUGGCAAUCUCGGCAAAUUUAUCUAUAGGAGAAAUCAUGUCGGCAGGUCUUGGUGUUGGGGCUAUGAUAUUUAUUCUUGGCAUCACCAGAACUAUUAAAUUCAUCGAAAAGUGGACACCCAUUCCAAUUAUCAGAGGUAUUCAAUUGGGAGCAGGCAUGACACUAAUCAUAAAAGCUGCCGAUAUGAUUCGAAAAAAUGGUAGUUGGGGUGGCAGUUCUUGGAAAUGGAAUGAUAAUUAUGAAUGGGCUAUUCUAUCUUUCAUAUUCGUAUUUGCAUUUUAUUCAUCUAAAAGAAUGCCGACGGCAUUAAUUUUAUUCAUCGUUGGGCUAAUAAUUGCCAUUAUAAAGGUCUUUGUAUCUAAUAGUACAUUACCAUCAAUCUCAUUUAAUCAUCCUGAAAUUGUUGUCCCAACCCUAGAAGAAUUUAAAACCGGAUUUCUUAGUGCAUCUCUUGGACAACUUCCACUGACAACUCUCAAUUCUGUUAUCGCAUUGGCGGCAUUAUCUAAUGAUUUGUUCCCGGAACGAUCCUCAUUGAAUACGGUUGAAAAAAUAUCCGUUUCCAUCGGAAUUAUGAACAUCGUUGGAUGUUUUUUCGGCUCUAUCCCAUAUUGUCAUGGAUCAGGUGGAUUGGCUGGACAAUAUCGUUUCGGUGCAAGAUCCGAAGUUAGCGUUUUGAUCCUUGGAUUUUUUAAAUUAAUCCUGGGGAUAUUAUUUGGAAAAACUUUAACCAAUCUUCUAAAUUACUUCCCUUAUUCAAUUAUUGGUAUAAUGCUCUUUGUUUCUGGAGCGGAAUUAUCAUCUGCAGCACGAAAUUUCAUGAACACUCGUGAUCUUAAAGAUGAUGAUGAGACAAAAAGGAAUUUUACUCUAGUGAUCAUAACAGCAGGAUUAUUGGUCGGUUUCCAAAAUGAUGGAAUUGGAUAUGUUGGUGGUAUGAUUGGACUUAUGAUAGCAACAGGAUUUAUAGCUAAUGGGGCAAAAGUUUAUAUUUCUUCAAGAAGCAGAAAUACUUGUGAUAAGGUUGCUAAAGAAUUAUCUGCUAAAGGACCAGGAAAAGCUGUUAGUAUACCAGCAGAUUUACAACAAUUAAAUGAAGUCCAAAGAUUAGCCAAUGAAAUUAAAGAACGUGAUGGAAAGCUACACGUCUUAAUUAAUAAUGCUGGUGUUUAUUGGUCUGCCCCUAUUGCUUCUUAUUCAGAUGAGGCAUUUGAGGAAGUUAUGAAUUUGAACGUUAAAAAAAUUUUUAGUUUAACACAAGCAUGUUUACCGUUACUUGAGAAAGCUGCAUCACCAAAAGAUCCAGCGAGAGUAAUUAAUAUUGGAUCAAUAAGUGGUUUGGUGGUUACAACAUUUGCAGAAAAAUAUGCAUAUUAUGCUUCCAAAGCAGCUUUACAUCAUUUAACAAAAGUGAUGGCAGGACAAUUAUCAAAUCGUCAAAUUACAUUUAAUAAUAUUGCACCUGGACCUUAUCAUAGUAAAAUGUUAGCUAAAGUAUUAAAAGAUCAUGGCGAAUUAAUUAGAUCAUUUUCGCCUUUAGGUAGAAUUGGAUCAGCUGAAGAUAUUGCUGGUACCGUUAUUUAUUUAUCUAGUAAGGCUGGUUCUUUUACUAAUGGUGCUACUAUUGUAGUUGAUGGAGUUCAAUUCUACCAGGAUGAGGGUGGUGAAGAUGGUGAAUCAUCAUUUUUUGUUUCACUUGGUCAUCCGUUGGAUACUUGA
Funneliformis geosporum is the source of this 2037-nucleotide messenger RNA. Lineage: Eukaryota; Fungi; Glomeromycota; Glomeromycetes; Glomerales; Glomeraceae. The record is from the annotation of a GenBank genome assembly.